UAUAAUCCCGGAGUUGACCCAGAAAACAAACUCCUCUGACGACCGAGGCGCGCGUUUGGAGUCCGCCGCGGAGCUGCAUGUAGCGGGAGCAUCACCGGAGCAACGAGCCGCAACUUCUCCGUCCGGACCAGAGUCCAGCUGCCCUCCGAACAGAAAGACCAAACUACAAUGGCAGAACACAUGAUGAUGCCCAUGACCCACGGCUUCAGGAUGGGCCUGAAUGGAGCCCCACAACACAGCGGCCAGCCCGGCCUGCGAAGUCUGCCCAACGGGCAGGUGAUGCAUUAUGGGAGGAACCCUCAGAAUAACAUGGAGGCCGCCAUGAGACAUAGACAGGCUAUGGUAGGACCAGGAGGCAUGGGUGGUCCUGUGAAUGGAGCUGCUAUGACCAACCAUCACCAACAGAUGAUGUCCGGAAACAUGAUGUACAAUGGCCAAAGUCUACAGCAACAGCAGCACCACCACAUGCACACACAGCAACAGCAGCAGCAGGGCGGACACCCCCAGCAGUAUCUCCAUGGUAACCUCACAUCCCAGCAGCUCAUGGCCAGCAUGCAUCUGCAGAAACUCAACACUCAAUAUCACGGACACCCACUGAGCUCUGCCAAUGGCCACCACUUACCCAAUGGGGGCCAGUACAGGAUGGGACAGACCCAACUUCCAAACAUGCCUCACAUUGGUGGACCUUUGGGGCUAAACGGAAUGGACAUGGACCUGAUUGACGAAGAGGUUUUGACUUCUUUGGUGUUGGAAUUGGGCUUGGACCGUGUUCAGGAGCUUCCUGAACUCUUCCUGGGGCAAAACGAGUUUGACUUCAUAUCAGACUUUGUGUGCAAACAGCAGCCGAGCACUGUGAGCUGUUGAGCAGUUUGGCCAGAAGCUCAUAUUCGUGGACGGGACCUGCCCAAAGAUGGACCAGGUGGCAACAGCGUAACAGCAUAAGGAGACAAUCUCGGUUGCUUGUUUGAUACGUCUUCACGCUGACUCGUCUGCUGGUGUUGGAAGACUUGUAAAGAGCAAAAAUGCCGUUCAAGUGCCAGGUUUCUCUUGUUUGAGUUGGAGCCAGUAAGAUCUGUUGCCCUUGGUCAAACCGGGGCGUCCUGAUGUAGCGGGCUCAGCCUGUACCCAUGUGGCCCUCAGCUCACGUGCCUACAGUGCGAAAGCUUUUGGAUUGCUGUAAAACCAACAGGAGAAGGAGGUCUGAAGACUCUUCAUGUGGUUCUGUGGCAUCUGUAAAUGAAUUUCAUCUCUGUGAGCCCUUUCUUGCUGUAGCAAACCUCUAUCAGUCACUGACUUUACAAAGAAGGAAGCUUCAGGAGGGAAAACAAAUCACAUUUUUGAGUUUCUGAAGGCUGGCUCUUCACUAAGACCUCCUAUAACAUGUGACUGGAUAGCCGGUGUGCUGGGAGGUGUGGCAUUCUUGGGUUUUAAGAAGAAUCCUUGGAGUCAGAUAGCCAACAUCGGUUAUUUGCCUUUAAUCGACUCUGACUCGUCUCUGAUCAAAUCUUUUCUUAUAUCAAAAUUGAUGCUUCCUUACCAACUAUGCUCGAAUCAAUAAAAGAUGUUUCUUUUAUUUACAGGAAUAAACUCACUGCCACAUUUCAAACAGACACCAGAAUCCUUGGUUUAUGGAAGCACAAUUAAUGUGUGAGAAACAAAAGAGUUUUAUGAAUCAGGAUUAUUAAAUUGACUGCUUAUAUUUAUGUGCAUUCAUAUACUGAUUCCACUGAAUGUACUAAAGCUGACGGUUUAAUGAGUUAAAUCUUUGUGUAAGGCUGCCAGUGCCUGUGGAAGAGAUGUUAUCAGACUGGAAAGGCCUAGAAGGAGCAAACGUGUUGUUUUUGCCAUAGAUGAUCUUACUCUGCUGCUUUUCUAGUGAUCAGAUUUCAUGAGCUCACACGCGCGUCUUAACUGAAGUUAGCUAGCACAUUCCUUGGUGAAUGGUGUAUUAAAAUAAGACACGGUAUGGCGUGUUUUUUAUUUUUAUGCCCAUUCAAAUGAGGCCACUGCAGGCAUUCUUGAAUGCGCUUUUAGGGUAUGGCGUUCACACUGGACGGGCAGGAAGAGACUAGCACAUGUCCAGAAGAAGAAGAGGGUUGGUACGAAAUAUCAAAGUGGUGAAAAUCUUGCUCCAGGCUUUAUUUUGCUUAGAUUCCAGUAUAUGAAUGACUUAAUUUUCAUUUUUAAUUUAAAGACACACCAUCCAUAAGUCACUACUAAAUCUGAGUUCCUGAUUGGUUAAGAUAGUUUAACUUUCAAUGCACAUUCAAUUCCCAUAUGUACGUAGAGCCUGAAAAUUGCUAAUGCUUGCGUAGCUACGUGAAUGAUUUUUGAGUGUGGAACCCAAAAAAUGUAGGCUUUUUAUUAAGACGAUUGAACGCGUCUUGCAGCUUCAGAGCUAUUCCUCUUCAUUGACCUGGAAUCUGUAUGAUCACAAUUCAAAAACGGGCAUUCAGGCGUUGUUGUAAAGUCCAGACGACAUGGUAAAACCCAUAAGCCCACUGCUAGAAAUGCACCAGGCAUGAACUUACAGCAGCUUGAAUCACAUCAGAAGCCUUUUGUGUAUUGUAUCUUCGUACUGUAGACUAGAGCUGAAGUUGGUCUCAAGACGUUUGAGGAACUUUUGAUACCCGUCGUCUGGUGUAAAUGUAAAUCAGUGGCCGACCUGUGAUGUCUUGACAAGAGACCAUCUUUAGAAACAACAUGGCGAUGUGUGUGUGGCCAGAGCACAACCAGAUUCGACUGCAUAUUCAGGUGAACGUGGGCAAACGACCUCCGACCCAUGGAGCUGCUGAGAAUGUACAGAGCGCCACUUUGCAGAAACUCGUCUGAAGAAAGUAAAUAAAUGUGAGAUUGUACUCCGAAUUACACAUCAUUUGUUUUGGGGAACAUCCUCCUUCCCCCUCUGCCUUUCUCCUUCCCUAAAGCUUUUUGUAAUGUUUUUGAUUCUAUUUUGAGAAAACGUAUUUAUUUUGAAAUAAAAUAUUUAUUUAAAGAG
Molecule: messenger RNA, 2998 nt
Organism: Oryzias melastigma (Indian medaka)
Lineage: Eukaryota; Metazoa; Chordata; Actinopteri; Beloniformes; Adrianichthyidae
Product: cbp/p300-interacting transactivator 3
Exons: 2
Coding region: 169-864 (231 amino acids)
Biological process (GO): regulation of DNA-templated transcription
Cellular component (GO): nucleus
Source: RefSeq, a predicted model, not a curated record